Messenger RNA from Besnoitia besnoiti, 678 nucleotides. RefSeq lists its product as uncharacterized. The coding region runs from base 1 to 678 and encodes 225 amino acids. The transcript has a single exon. NCBI's taxonomy places the organism in Eukaryota, Apicomplexa, Conoidasida, Eucoccidiorida, Sarcocystidae. The record is from RefSeq and is a predicted model, not a curated record.
AUGCCAUGGAGGUGCCGCCCACGCAGCGCCCGGAAGCGCGACCCACGCCUCCUCGCCACUUCCCUCGACGACGCGCUCCUUCAAGCCUGUCUGGAGUUUGCAGCUUGCGUGUAUGCAUGCGCACGGAUCUCCAGCGCUCUGAAAAUCCUCAACGGAGGACGAGGCAGUGACGCGACGAAACAAGACGGAGACCGACCGAAGCCAGGCGCACCGGCUGCGCGCCAACCGGCAGACGUCAGCAGCGAGCGAACGCCGGCCUGCCCGAAGACAAGGCCUGGCGGAGGAGAAAGGGUCGCGAGAGAGCGAGACGAGAUGUUUGCUGUCAUGGAUCGGAGGGGACGAUGCUGCCUGAUUAAGGGAGUCCUCGCGGCCAACGAGGAGACGGCUGUGUCCCGCCUGCAGCUCGACUGGAGCGGAUGCCUCAACAAGGGCUUUUCUUCUCUCUGGAAGGUUCUGGCGCCUCCUGACUCCUCCAGCGCGCACAGCGCGAACGGGGCGGACGCGGGAGCCGCCCGCCGAGGGGGAGUGGGGCACGGAGGCCCGACGCUGGCUGCGGCCAGCUGCAGGAAAAGAGAGACAAAGAGACAGUCCCCUGGAUCCCUCUGGCGCCGCAGCCGGCGGAGCAGGGCCGGAGAGUCCUCGUUUGCAGCCACCCGGCGGGGUGCUCCUUUCCGCUGA